AUGGCACCUUCACAGGUUCAUCAGCUCGUCGACAAUGUCAAGUCGUGCAUGCAAAGCACAAGAUCGGUCGGUAUGGCUUUACUUGUGCUGGCAUUUGUCGGUCUUAUGGCCACAUUCGUUUAUCGACUCUACUUACACCCGCUCGCACGAUACCCUGGGCCUUGGUACAUGAAAGUCAGUCCGUUGUAUGAUUUCUACAUCGGCGUGCGGGAACGCAGGCAUCUUCAUUUCCAGUCUCUACAUGAGAAAUAUGGCCCUGUGGUUCGGUACAGCCCGAAUUCCCUGGCCUUUAACGAACCCCAGGCUUUCCGAGAUAUCUAUGGCUUCAAGCGCAAUUUUCGGAAGGCAGAUGCAACAACCGUUGGCGCCUCUAGCCACCCGGACGCGCGAAACACUUUCAGCGAGCCACUAACGGAGAAAGCCAUGAAGAAGAGAAGGAUCCUCUCACAAGGGUUCUCGGAGUCUGCACUGAGAGACGCCGAAGAGUUCAUGAUCGAAAAGAUAGAGACCCUCUGUAGACAGUUGAUCAACCCCUCCACGGAAAAGGUAAAGGAUAUGUCGCUGUGGUUGAAUUAUCUGGCCUACGACAUCAUGGGAGAAGUCGUCUUCGGGAAGAGUUUCGAUAUGCUGACCAACCCCUCCUUGCGCUAUGUAUUGGACCUGAUCGAUUCCAUGGUGUUUUCUACAUUGUUGGGUGGCAUCGUGCCAUGGAUCUACAGGAGCGGCUUGAUCAACAUCUUCUUCCCGCGACUGCUGCGUACACGGACCAAAUUUAUUGCUUAUGUGGCGGGUGUCGUAGCGAACAGGAUCGCCGCUGAAUCCACUCCUACUUCAGGAGGACGCAAGGACUUCUUCCAUCAUCUGCUCAAUGCCAAAGACGCAGAAACGGGCAAGCCGUUGCCGAUGGAGUUCCUCUUCUCGGAAGGCGUGCUGCUGGUUGUCGGGAUGGCCGCCACACUCUUCUAUCUGCUCAAAUGCCCCGAGUCGAUGAGCAAACUACGCCAGGAACUCGACAGCACGUUCAGCAGCGUCAACGAGAUCAAAUCUGGAGGGAAGCUUGCUCGUUGCGUCUAUCUGAGAGCUUGCGUGGACGAGGCGCUACGCAUGGCACCCCCAGGUCCUGGCAUACUGCCGAGGACGGCUUUGAAGGGCGGAGAAACCGUGAACGGCGAAUUCAUACCAGAAGGCAUUGACGUUGGGGUCGGUUGGUGGGCUCUCGCCUACAACGAAAAGUACUUUCCCGAGGCAGCGACGUUCCGACCGGAGCGGUACAUCGUGAAUGACGAGAGUGCGGACGAAGACGCCGCGUCGGCCAAAGGUUGCUAUUGGGCGUUUUCGAUGGGGCCUCGCAAGUGUCCCGGCAUCAAGAUGGCGUAUCAGGAGAUAUACCUCACGAUAGCGAGGCUGGUCUAUCUCUUCGACAUGAAGCCCGAGCGUCCGGAAGAGAUGGCGAAGAACUUUGAGCUUCUGGAUCAUUUCAAUGUCAAGAAGUCGGGGCCGACGGUGUCAUUCACCCUGCGUUCAGGGAGAACUCUCUGA
Messenger RNA from Cladophialophora immunda, 1539 nucleotides. RefSeq lists its product as uncharacterized. The coding region runs from base 1 to 1539 and encodes 512 amino acids. NCBI's taxonomy places the organism in Eukaryota, Fungi, Ascomycota, Eurotiomycetes, Chaetothyriales, Herpotrichiellaceae. Gene Ontology annotation, molecular function: oxidoreductase activity, acting on paired donors, with incorporation or reduction of molecular oxygen; iron ion binding; heme binding. The record is from RefSeq and is a predicted model, not a curated record. The transcript is spliced from 10 exons.